This is a messenger RNA of Protobothrops mucrosquamatus (brown spotted pit viper), 1413 nucleotides long. It is a transcript of the gene ITGB3BP, whose product is annotated as integrin subunit beta 3 binding protein. Bases 46 to 618 code for a protein of 190 amino acids. The transcript has 10 exons. NCBI's taxonomy places the organism in Eukaryota, Metazoa, Chordata, Lepidosauria, Squamata, Viperidae. The record is from RefSeq and is a predicted model, not a curated record. Gene Ontology annotation, biological process: CENP-A containing chromatin assembly; regulation of DNA-templated transcription. Gene Ontology annotation, cellular component: nucleoplasm.
GAGUAUCAGCAUCGCUGCAGAGGAAAGGCUUUGGAAGCGGUCCUGAUGCCGCGUGCUAAAAGAGCUUUGAAGCUGGAAAAUUUUAUUCCAGAAAAAGUGCCAGUAAAAAGAAAGAAAAAUGAGCUUUUUUCACCAACAACAGGAACAUGUCUACUCAGUGCAUUUUCAAGCCCCACGAGUAAUCAUGUCAAAGAACAGAGAAAUGAUCUAUCAAAUGAUUAUUCAAGCUGCAAAAAUAAUGCUGAGGAAUCGGAUAAAAUCAGAGAGUCUUCCAAAGUCCUGCCAAUCCAAUCCAAUAGAAAGGAGCAGCAUGAAAUGAAAAACAAUGACAAACUCUUGGUAUUGCAGUCUGAAGUUGAACAUUCCCUGGAAAGAUUCCUGCGAAUCCGAAAAAAACUAACCAAUCUGAAGGCUUUAGAGGGCACCAGAGAGCUGGAAAAUAUUCUGGGUACUUCAAACAAGUCUGGUAACUUAAAAAUUGAAGUGAGAAAAUCCAGGAAACUGAUUGAGGAAGUCAGAAAGAGAAAUCUGGGAAAACUGGGUGCUGUUGGAUUUGCUACUCAAGAGAAUCUCCAACCUGACAAUAGCUUUGCAUUCCUGAAAUCUCUCAUUGGCUAAGGUCUUAAGAAUAUAUCAAGCUUGGCUGCAAGAUUCUACAACUGUCUGAUCCUACUUAAAAGGUUAAAAAAAACCCUUCCUGUAAAUCUAUCUCUCCAGCAAAUACCAGCUAAGGAUUGCUCAGUGUACCAGGCAGGUGCACAUCUAGAUACAGUUUCUUGCAUCUAAUUUAAACUUUACAAUCUGUACAACCAGUUAAUCUCAAUGUAAAUAAUACACUUGCCAUAGCUUUUUAUGCAAAUAUGUAAUGGCACAAAUUGUAUUCCUUCUGUAUAGUUUAAAAGCUAAGAAAACUCGUCCAAUCUUGGUAAAAAUUCUUUAAUGAGCUUUUCACUAAAUUUUGUAAGAAGGCCUAUUCUUAGAGAUGGAUGCUAUUUCCCAGGCCUUCAAACAAACUGCAAAUUUCACAGUAAUUAUAUGCUCAAUGCUGCCUUUGAUGGCCUGCCAAUUCUACCACAAACAAUGGAGAUGCCUUGCCAAUUUACAGCACAUUGUUUAUCUUAUCAGCACACACAAAUUCAAGCAAAUAUGCCAUUUAUCUUUGGAUAUAACCAUUCCUUUAUUAAUAAAGACUUAUGAGAUCCAAACAUUGUAUAUGCAGUUACUGUUUUAGCAACAUUGGUUUCCCAGUGAAGUUCAGUUUUUUUUAUUGCUAGUGAAACCAUCUAAUAUCUGUUUUGUGUUAUUGGAACUUAAACUACUAAAUACAUUAAAACUCAAUCCUUAAAAGGUUAAGUAUUUUUGUGAAAUAGUAUCUGCAAGCGUAAAAAUUAAACUGGUUCUAAUAUAAUAAGG